Molecule: messenger RNA, 1350 nt
Organism: Trypanosoma brucei brucei TREU927
Lineage: Eukaryota; Euglenozoa; Kinetoplastea; Trypanosomatida; Trypanosomatidae
Exons: 1
Coding region: 1-1350 (449 amino acids)
Source: RefSeq, a predicted model, not a curated record
AUGGAGCUGCGUUGCUUUUUAGCACACAUCAGCAGCCGUCCAAAUGAACAUCAUGUGGACUUCCCGUUUCCGCUGUCUGCUGCUAAGGCGCCAGUCUUAGGCAGGCACUCGCCAGAACUUUACUGGCAUCUUGGGAACAACCCCCGGUGUUCCCGACGAGUGAUGACAUUUGCUGUAGAGGCGAGUGAGAAGGAAACAUUCGACAGCGCAGAUGUUCAUCAUGCGGCUGCAACGCCAAUCCACCCACAGGUCGCCUACUGCCUUGUACUUACGUGCGUUGGCGAGAACCCCCUGACGGUCGUCCGCCGGGAGACCGUGGGAAACUGCAGCAGUUUGCAGGCGGUGGAGGAGAGUCGAACAACCGUUUUGUGUCGCAACGAGUCCACCAUCCUCCGAGUUGGUGAUAAGGUGGGAAUCAUGAACCGAGUGUGGAUGCAGGUUGUCCUGGCACGUAUUUGCGUAAGCGAAACAGUGAAGGGGCCACCGGUGGUGCAGGAAGCGGAUGAGGGAACGCAAUGUUAUUUGCCACCAGGCGAAUCGGAGUGCAUAGUCCCACUGCCCACAAUCUACACCAACGUACCUUGGAAGCGGCUUCGGCACCCUGUGAGGUCAAGGCUCAUUGGGGCGGCCGCGAGGCAGCAGCAGCGCGUUGUAACCGUGCGGUGCAGUCCCAUACUCGCAGCUCUGCCAAACACUCAAGCGCCAUUGGCUUUGAACGGGUCGUUAAACGCAUCGAUGGAUGUUCUCUCGAUUGAGCAUGAAGGGGAAUCGGAGGCAGCGGCAAAUGCGUGUGCAUCCGGUACCCGAACAAGCGGCUCCGGUGGUCGCGUCUCACCGAGAGUACAUCCCCGUAUGGAGUGUGAUUCAGCCAGUACGGCUGUUACAAACACAGAUCGCAAGUGGGGGACAUGCUCGACCUUCCUUGGAGACAGCCUCGAUGAAAAGUCGUUGUUAAAUUCGCUGGAUGAAGUGCAUUUGAAGAGGAGGCGUAUGUCUCUCGGUGAUGGGUCAAUCAUGGACAACCGCUCCACGACGUCGGUUCCAGACACUAACAGCUACAUGGAUACCCUUGACGAGCGUCUAAACGAGGAACUCUGCCGAUUGGAGAAGCGAACCGCAGAUGCGGAACAGCUUAUCUCGGGAAGGUCCAUGGCCGUUCUCGGUGGUAGCCCACCAGGCCACGCAAACGAAACCACGGAGAGGAAAGUAGGGGUUUCUAUUGCCACCACAGUUAGCAGGGACCAACUGCAGAUGAGCAGCCGCUUGAGCGGGCGCAAUCACGGACUGUCGGGGGCCAUCGUCCGGCGUCCCGUGCCUGCCGACUCGCAGGUUGUGUACUACCGCCACUGA